Molecule: messenger RNA, 788 nt
Organism: Coregonus clupeaformis (lake whitefish)
Lineage: Eukaryota; Metazoa; Chordata; Actinopteri; Salmoniformes; Salmonidae
Product: ubiquitin carboxyl-terminal hydrolase MINDY-3-like
Exons: 6
Coding region: 1-486 (161 amino acids)
Biological process (GO): protein K48-linked deubiquitination
Molecular function (GO): cysteine-type deubiquitinase activity; K48-linked deubiquitinase activity
Source: RefSeq, a predicted model, not a curated record
AUGGGAGAGUCAAUACGCUACUGCAAGGAGAUGUGUCUGGUGGCUCCUGAGUCUCCGUCUGAACAGGCCAGGAGAGUCUUCCAAACCUUCGACCCAGAAGAUAACGGCUUUAUUCCAGACUCUCUGUUGGAGGAGGUGAUGAAGGCACUAGACCUCGUCUCAGAACCCGAAUACUAUGUGAGUCUGAUGAAGAGUAAGUUGGAUCCAGAGGGCUUGGGGAUCGUGCUGCUGGCUCCGUUCCUCCUGGAGUUCUUCCCUGAUCAGGAUACUGGAAUCCCAGACUCCUUCCCUGUCUACCACUACAAUGGCCUGAAACAGUCCAACCACAACGAGAGGGUGGAGUAUGUGCAGGGUACAGCCCUGGUCCUGGGCUUUGAGGAUCCCAUGGUGAGGACAGACGACACUCCAGUGAAACGCUGCCUCCAGACCAAGUGGCCCUACAUAGAACUGCUGUGGACUACUGAACGCUCUCCUUCACUUAACUAACUCACUGCUAAGGUGGUAGAGAACUGACUGAUCCCUACAGGAAAGAAGGCCACAAAGACUGAGACACACACACACACACAGAGUACAUGUACACCUCUGCACGCACACACACAGGAAUUUGCUCACUUUCCUGGGCUGGACAAAAACACACACAGAACAUAUAAGCCACUACAGACACUUGUUUACUGUUAAUGCUGUUAUGUUUUACAUGACUGUAAAUUGAGUCACAGGAUGUUUUUGGUUUGUCGUAAAAAGCUGAAUGACUUAUUGUCACCCUAUAGAUUACUUGUCUCUGUUUUAUG